CUGUCUUGCUAUGCGUUUGGAAGCCGAGGCGCUGCACUGUCAUUCCACGGUUUUAAACACCCGCUUACCGUGGAGGGACGCGUCAAGGCGGCAGGGGUCUUGUGCCAUGACGUCACGCCUGGGGUAAGCUUCGCAGCUAUGCCAUACAACAUCACUCUUCUCAUGUACAAUACGUCUUACACCCAAUUCAUUUAAACGAUUAAUAGAGUUGCCUCGUAACCUUUUGACCGAAACCCUGCAUUUCUUGCCUUAACACAUACGACACUCUUGCCAGCAACAAUGGAGGCCGGAGCCGCUGGUGUGCUCUACGCAGCCGAGAAUCUACUCGAGGGUGCCGUCGCCCUCGUAAAGGGCAUUACUCAUCCGACACUGCCCAUCAAGGCAAAUCUUACGCGUAUAUCUUCGGUUCCCCUCGCUCGCUCGCACCACACUGUCUCAGUAGUCAAAGGUCGCGCAUAUAUCUUUGGAGGAGAGACCGAGGCUGGCAAGCUCGCAGACAAUGACAUGCACAUUGUCAUUCUACCGUCGAGCGGCGUUCUCGAUGCUGACUACACCAAGUAUCCCGCUCGCGCGACAAACGGUCUGGACGACGUACCGAACUCGAGAAAAGGACAUACGGCUACGGUGAUAGGAGAUAGCAUAUACGUGUUUGGCGGCGAAGGAGAAAGUGUAGCAAACGAGAAGGGGCGGGUUUGGGUUUAUGAUACAGUAUCGAACACCUGGUCUUACCUUGAUCCAGCGGAAGGCACGCUCUAUCCCAGCCAGCGAGCUGGUCAUGCUUCGGCGAGUUCAGAUCUGCCAGGCCCGAAGACAACGACAUAUGUCGAGAAGGCACCACAAGCACCUGCUGACCCCGCAAAGAAUGUUCCUGAGCCGCCGGAAGCUAAUUCAUACGGGACCAUCUUCGUAGUCGGAGGUCGCGAUACUUCGAGCAAUGACCUUGCAAAUGAUGCGCUUGCAUUUGACGUCAAGACGAGAACAUGGACCAAUAUACCUUCUCCAACAGGGCAGCCCCGAGAAGGCGCAGGCUUAGCACUCGUUGGCAGUCGCCUAUAUCGAUUUGGUGGCAAGGGCAUCGAGACGUUUGCCUCAGGUGCGACUGAGUACGUGGACGCAUCACAUGUAUGGACGCAUGCAGAACGCGGAACUACACCGGUCGCGAGUGGCUGGAGCUGGGAAGAAGUGAAGCACACGGACAGCCAAGGUAGUACUGCUACAGCACCACAGGCGCGGGCGGACGCAGGACUUGUAGGCGUCACGACAGGCCAAGGGCGACACUACCUGCUAGCUGUCGGCGGAGAAACUGAGGAUGGGAGCUAUCUUGACGAUAUAUGGGCGUUGCAACUUGCACCUGAGCGAUACACGGCUGCAGCCACCAAGGACGCUAUCCGCUCCGGUAUGAAGAGGGACACGCAUGAGUCGCAGUGGGCCGAGGUAGUAUACCGGUACGUAGACACAAAGGGCGAAGAAGAGAAGGAGAUACCAGGAAAACCAAAGAGGGGUCUCGGGGCAAGAGGACAUUUCGGUAUCGCCAAGGGUACAGAGGUUGAUGGAGCGACAUGUGUAGUGUGGGGUGGUGUUGACAUGAACGGUAGUGUACUAGGCGAUGGUUGGAUGAUUACUGUUGACAGGUGAGCUGUCAUGUCGUGCUUUCGUGAAUAUAGAUGGAACAUGCACUUCAAACAUGCAUCUACGGCAAAUAAUGUUUGACCGCCUAGAAUGUGGUCAAUUUGUGGAUCUCCGAUGCUCCUUCCUGUUCUAUCUUUAAGAAAGAGUUCUUAGGAUUUUCCGGCUUUUUCCUGGUGUAUGCGUGAUCUUAUAGGGAGAAGCUCAUAUUUCCUUAAUUUUCUUGUUCCUAAUAACGUUGUAGACGCGACGUGACGCGACGCUCGGGGCAAUUACCGGCGUAACGAUGCGGCAAACAGCACCAAGCCUCAAGACCCCCUAGCCAUCUGGAUCUGCGCUGCGCUAC
Molecule: messenger RNA, 1972 nt
Organism: Alternaria alternata
Lineage: Eukaryota; Fungi; Ascomycota; Dothideomycetes; Pleosporales; Pleosporaceae
Exons: 1
Coding region: 280-1635 (451 amino acids)
Molecular function (GO): protein binding
Source: RefSeq, a predicted model, not a curated record